GGCGUGGCCCUGACCCCCGGCCGCUUCCACGAUCCGGCUACGCGACUAUGGCAGGGGGCGGGCAGCUGGCGCUGCGAACGCUGUCUGGACACGGUUGGGUGAGGGGCUCGGGUCCGGCUCUCCUUAGCCGCCUGCGGGACGCCGCUGUGGUGCGGCCCGGCUUCCUGAGCGCGGCCGAAGAGGAGACACUGAGCCGCGAGUUGGAACCUGAGCUGCGCCGUCGCCGAUACGAAUACGACCACUGGGACGCGGCCAUCCAUGGCUUCCGAGAGACUGAGAAGUCGCGCUGGUCAGAGGCAAGCAGGGUCAUCCUGCAGCGUGUGCAGGCGGCCGCUUUUGACCCUGGCCAGAGCCUGCUCUCCUCAGUGCACGUGCUGGACCUGGAACCUCGGGGCUACAUCAAGCCACACGUAGACAGCAUCAAGUUCUGCGGAUCCACCAUUGCCGGCCUGUCCCUGCUGUCUCCCAGUGUCAUGCGGCUGGUGCACACUCAGGAGCCAGGGGAGUGGCUGGAACUCCUGCUGGAGCCAGGCUCCCUCUACAUUCUUAGGGACUCGGCCCGUUACGACUUCUCCCAUGAGAUCCUUCGGGAUGAAGAAUCCUUUUUUGGAGAGCGUCGGAUUCCCCGGGGCCGACGCAUCUCAGUGAUUUGCCGCUCCCUCCCUGAGGGUAUGGGAUCAGGGGAGCCCCGGCAGCCACCCCCAGCCUGCUGACCUUCUCGAAGCUUCAUAAGACACCUGUGUUUAGUGGAUAAAGUUGGAGAAUGGACAA
Messenger RNA from Phacochoerus africanus (Common warthog), 771 nucleotides. RefSeq names its product alkB homolog 7 (gene ALKBH7). The transcript has 4 exons. Gene Ontology annotation, biological process: DNA damage response; fatty acid metabolic process. Lineage: Eukaryota; Metazoa; Chordata; Mammalia; Artiodactyla; Suidae. Gene Ontology annotation, cellular component: mitochondrial matrix. Bases 48 to 713 code for a protein of 221 amino acids. The record is from RefSeq and is a predicted model, not a curated record.